CAAAUUCUCAGAAUGUUUCAUAUAUAAAUAUAUUAGAUAAAUAUGGGUUCUAGCAUAGAAGAAGAUUAUUUUUCAGACAUAUUACGUUACCAAAGGAAGAGCAAAAAAUGGAGCCAAGGCAAAGGACUUCAGGUUCAGCUGAACGCGUAUAUGAAGAUUUGGAGCCAAUAAUGGCAUGGGAAAGAGAUCACCCUACAGCUGAUACACUUGUGAUUUAUCUACCAGGUUUUAGAAAAGAGCAAUUGAAAGUCCAAGUUACAACGUCAAGAUUCUUAAGGGUAAGUGGAGAACGCCUAGUUAGUGGUAACAAAUGGAUCCGUUUCCGGAAAGAGAUUCUAAUUCCAUCAAAUUAUGAAACUAAUGAAAUCUCUGCAAAGUUUGAAAAGGGUGCUCUUUAUGUUAAGCACCCUAAAAUAAUUGUUCAAGAUCCUGAACCACCACAGGAAAAGAGAAAAGACCAAGCUUUAGUAGAAGCUCCAAAACCUGGACAAGAAAAGCCCGCAGAACCACCAAAUGAAGCCACAAAGCUACUACAGGAAAAAGUGCAGCUACAACAGCAGCCACCUACAAAUCUUGAAAAGUCCACAAGUGAAACACAGGCUAAAGGUGGUCCAAAGAUUGAAAUGGACAGACAGAAGAGCAGUAAGAUGAAUGGAAGAGGAGAUUCGGAUAAUAAUUUGCAGAAGAUGAUAGAGAAAGAAAAGGAACUUAGCAAAUAUGAGGAGAAAAAUAAGAAUGAUGCAGGAAAGGUUGUUACUUCAACUAGCACAAGUACUAUAAAACAAGAAAAUGUUCAUGAUUCUGUCCAGGAUGCAAAAGAUAAAACAACAACAGAAAGUUGUAACCCUGCAAAAGAAAAUUAUAGGCAGGUUGUAAGGAAUGCAGUCACAGACCUGAAGAAUCCAAGAAAGUUGAUGGGCUCGAUUCUUGUUGCUUUGCAAAUUCUGCUGCUUUGGUUGUAUAUUAUGAUAACCAAAGCAAUUAAUUCCUUCAAAAAAUCUGAGAAAUAAUCCUUUUAAUUUCCCAUUUGUAUACUGUGAUUGUAUUUGCACUUCAAUAGUAUAAUAACAAGAGGUGAUCUUGCAUAAUAAGUGGGUUCUAUUAUGCUAUUUAAUAUUAAAA
Messenger RNA from Ricinus communis (castor bean), 1122 nucleotides. Its product is annotated as inactive protein RESTRICTED TEV MOVEMENT 2. The record is from RefSeq and is a predicted model, not a curated record. Bases 108 to 1010 code for a protein of 300 amino acids. NCBI's taxonomy places the organism in Eukaryota, Viridiplantae, Streptophyta, Magnoliopsida, Malpighiales, Euphorbiaceae. The transcript is spliced from 2 exons.